This is a messenger RNA of Plectropomus leopardus (leopard coralgrouper), 4127 nucleotides long. It is a transcript of the gene igdcc4, whose product is annotated as immunoglobulin superfamily, DCC subclass, member 4. Gene Ontology annotation, molecular function: protein binding. Lineage: Eukaryota; Metazoa; Chordata; Actinopteri; Perciformes; Serranidae. Gene Ontology annotation, biological process: cell-cell adhesion. The record is from RefSeq and is a predicted model, not a curated record.
ACAUGGCGGUGGAGAGUACAAUUUGGCUGUUCUGUCUUCUUUCGCUGUUUUGUGGUCCAUCCAAGCAAGAAAAGCCUGUUUCGGUGGAGCUGAGCUGUGGCGCUGGGCCCAGCCAUGUAGUGUUGGAGCCAGGUUUGCCCCUCUUGCUGGACUGCAACCUUGGGGCCAGCGAUACACCUUUCAAUGUCACCUGGCUUCAUGAUGGCCAGCCUCUGCCUCCAGAGGGGAGUAACUUCCUGCAGUAUCUGGCCAACGGAUCCCUCCUCCUGCUGCCGAUCUCUAAGUCUGGCCAGCCUCCCCAGGGCAUGGAGGGGGGCUACAGCUGCAUGAGUGCCAGCGCCAUAGGAGCCCUGAACAGCCGGACUGUAAAUGUUCUUCUAGCAAGUCUGUCGAAGUUCCAUCAGGAGCCAUCACCCCAAACGGUGCCCAUUGGGGGAUCUGCUCGCUUUGAGUGCCAGAUUGAGGGAGUACCCACACCUCUUAUUACCUGGGAAAAGGACACAGUGGCUAUGCCUGAGGACACCAGGUUCAUUUCCCUUCUUAACGGGGUGCUGCAGAUUCUGGAGGUGACCAAGGAGGAUGAGGGCGCCUACCGCUGUGUUGCGUCCAACUCUGCCAGGAAGGACAUCAGUCAUGAAGCCAGGCUCACUGUCGCCACAGGCUCUGCUGAAGCCCUGAACAGAGUUGCGAUUGUUGCACCACCUCAGAAUGCAACAGUUGUGCUCGGCCGUCCUGCUGUGAUGGAGUGUAUGGCACAAGGCAAGCCGAAGCCACUGGUGUCCUGGAGCAGACAAGAUGGAAAGCCCAUUUCCACUGAUGUGGUCGUCCUCGCAACAAACCUGGUGAUUAGGGACACGAGGCGUCACCAUGCCGGCGUCUAUGUCUGCCGGGCCAACAAGCCCAAGACCAGAGAGUUUGUCACUGCUGCUGCCGAGCUGCAUGUGCCUGCCCCUCCAGUGAUUCUCCAACCUCCAGAGACAGUGUCCCUCUCCCGGGGAAACACAGCCAGGUUUGUGUGCAACAGCUCUGGGGAACCUCCUCCAGUGUUGCACUGGCUUAAAGACGGGAAGCCCAUCAGAUCGUUCAGACGGGUGAAGACCCAAAGCCCCGGAGUCCUGCUCAUCAACCAGCUGGCACUGGAGGAUGCGGGCUACUACCAGUGCAUAGCAGACAAUGGGCUGGGCACGGCCUGUGCCACUGCCAAGCUGACGGUCAUUGUGAGGGAAGGUCUUCCCAGCCCUCCUCGCCACCUGUCCGUCACGCCCUACUCAAGCACAACUGCCUUGCUCAUCUGGGAGAAACCUGAGUACAACUCAGAUCAAAUCAUCGGCUACUCUGUGCACUGCCAACGUGCUGCAGGCUCAGAUAAUGUGGAGUACCAGUUUGCGAUGAACAACGACACCACAGAGUAUCAUGUAAAAGAGCUUCUCCCCCAUACUGCCUACACAUUCUUUGUGGUGGCUUACUCUCCCAUGGGUGCCAGCCGCCCAUCCCUGCCUGUUACGGUAGAGAUGCUGGAGGACGUGCCAAGUGCACCUCCUCAGCUGUCUAUAGCCAGCACCUCCCCCACAGACAUCAGGCUGAUGUGGCAUCCGUUGUCGUCGCAGCACAGUCGAGGAGCUGUUACCCGCUACCGCAUUGAGUACAGCACUCUGGAUCAGGUGGACGCAGUGUUCUCAGUGGAAGUCGGAGGUAAUGAGACUCAGUUCACACUAAGAGAGCUGCAGCCCAACCAGGUCUACCGACUGAGGAUAGCAGCUGGGACAGGCAUAGGCUUUGGGGUUCCCUCUGAGUGGGCCCAGCACCAAACAUUAGCCCACUACAGCCACAGUGACCACAGCAUGGUGAUCUUUGCCCCCACUGAGCUUAAAGUCAGAGCCAGAGUGAACACCCUCAAUGUGACAUGGCAUCUCUCGCCCAAUCACACACUGGUCUCUGGUUACAAGCUGUCAUGUCGAGAGGUGGAGGCCGAUGAAUCAGCCAAUGGAAAGAGGACGACACAGACCCACACUAUCAGGCUCCGUAAGAAGGCCAGGUAUCACCUCCUCACAGGGCUUGUCCCGGACCGGCAAUAUGAGGUGAAAGUUUGGGCGUUCAACAAGCAGGUAGAUGGAGCAGCUGCUGUGUGGAAGGGAAGGACAGACAAGGCUCAUGACAGAACGCCACCACCGCCCAUGCGGCCCCCUCCAUUGCCCCCGAGCAGCAUCCAAGCCAUGGCCAACAGCUCCACCUCCAUCUGGCUGCGCUGGGAGAAACCAAGGUUCAGCAACGUACGCAUCAUCAACUACACAGUGCGCUGCAGCCCAGCGGGAACCACCAACGCCUCCCUGGUCUCCUAUUACACCAGCUCUGCUCAGGAGAUACUGCUUGGGGCGUUGAGGCCCUUCACCCGUUAUGAGCUGGCGGUGCAGUCUAAUGGAGUGGACGUGGUGGGACCCUUCAGCAGCACAGUGGAGGAGUCGACUCUGUCUGACCGGCCCUCCACGCCUCCUGAGGAGCUGCAGCUGAGUGCUCUGGACUCCUCCUCUGUGCUGGCGAGCUGGCGCCCUCCGCUGGAGCCUAACGGUAUCAUCGUCAGCUACAGGAUCUUGUUCAGUGGCAACCUCAGUCAGCCGGAGCACUUGUGGGAAAACCUCUCUCAGGAUGGGAGCAUUACCAGUGUGGAGGUCCAGGGUUUGUCCAGUGGCACCCAAUACUUUUUUAAGCUGGGAGCAUCUACUGAGGUUGGACCAGGGCCUUAUUCACCUGUAAAGGAUGUUCACAUCCCCCUGCAGAAAUAUGAACUGGACAUCCAUGCAGUGACAGGCAUCAUAGUCGGUGUGUGUCUGGGACUGAUAUGCAUCCUGCUCUGCAUGUGUUUCAGCUUUCGUAAUGGUAAAUCCAGAGAGGUGUCUGGGGUCCUGGAUUCUACAGCUGUGACCCCUCACUACAGGCGAGGGGGCUGCCCCGUUCCUUCCAACGUGCCAGAGUGCAGCGAUAGCCACGAGCUGGAGACACUGAUGCCCCCAGGCAGCCAAGAGUCUGGUCAGCCGCUAGAAGAGGCCCCAGAGGAGCAGAGCCUGAUGGCAAGUGCUAAUCCAGGGGAAGGGGAGGAUGCCCCUGCACCUGAACCCAAGGCUGCUUGGAAUGGCUCUGUGAGUCAUAACUGGGCCAACAGAAUCACAAGAUACAGAGACACCAUAACAGAAGACUCUCCAUCACUCAUUAAUGGAGCUCUCAACAUGCUAAUUACUGAUAACGGCACGGACUUAGAGGAUCGUCUGUGUACAUCCGUGUGUAGUAACCAGGUGGAGGCAGAAGUCAUUGUUCACUCAGAGCUGUCGGACCGAGGGGUGGAGAAAGAGGAGGAAGACGGCAAACGAGAGAAGGAUUCUAACAUCACCAGGGGACCCUCAUUAUCAGAGGACAGAUAUUCCCCUUUGAGUCAGCCGAGCCCACGUGCAGAGGGGGACAGUCUCGAAAAACUAUCACUGGCUGAAAGCCCCUCGAGCUUUUCCUUGAUGAAGUUGGUGGCUAAUCACAACGGAGAGCUACAGGGCACAGUAGGCCAGCCAAGCGCUGACAUAGAGCCACAACAGGACAUGGGGUUAACCAAUGGCUUCCACUCCCCAAAAAACGUGCGUUCUGCGCUGAGGUCAGAGCAUCUGGAGAAUGGGGACUCCAGACACUGCCCUUCGGCACCAGGGAAGACCAUCUCUGCUGGGCUGUCCCCUGCCCCCUUUGUCAGCUCGGGCCUUGUCCACUCUACCUCAGCAGCACACAGUUAUCUGUGCCCGUAGCCCCUGCAUGUAGGGCGUUGACCCUUACACAUACAGACGUCAGACUGAUUUUUGUUCUUUCACGUGCCCAGGAAGAGUCCAUGAGGAUUAUUUUUAUGCACCUCAUUACUGGAUUCCUGUCUCGUCCUUGCAAAGUUUUUAUAGGUACUUUGAAUCCAUUGUUUCAUACUUGUGUGCAUACAUACAGUACACAUACAGUAUAUUUUUAGUGGUUGAGUACUUUAUAUGGGUAUGCAUUCUCUAGUAUUGCAACCAUAUUUUCCUCUGGGGUUUUUUUUCCUGUCUGUGGGAAAGAAAAGAAAGAAUGAACUCACAUAGUGGAUAAGUGGAUUGAAGGAGGCUAUUCCC